Molecule: messenger RNA, 1058 nt
Organism: Anolis sagrei ordinatus
Lineage: Eukaryota; Metazoa; Chordata; Lepidosauria; Squamata; Anolidae
Source: RefSeq, a predicted model, not a curated record
UAUUCCCUUUUCUCUCUUUUAGCACAAAGCCAAAGUGGAAGCAAUGACCUUAGACCUUGCAUCUCUUUCAAGCAUACGGGACUUUGCUGAAGCAUUCAGAGCUAAGAAUUUGUCUCUCCAUGUGCUGGUGUGCAAUGCUGCCGUUUUUGGUGUUCCUUGGCAAUUGACCGAAGAUGGUCUGGAGUCCACCUUCCAGGUCAACCACUUGGGACACUUUUAUCUUGUCCAGCUCCUCAAAGAUCUUCUUUGUCGCUCAGCGCCUGCAAGAGUGGUGAUGGUUUCUUCUGAAUCACACAGGUUCACGGAAAUCAAAGACAGUUCAGGAAAACUUGACCUCAACAUGCUCUCUCCUGCUAAGAAAGAAUAUUGGGCUAUGCUGGCCUACAAUCGGUCUAAGCUUUGCAAUAUUCUGAUGUCCAACGAACUCAACCGCCGCCUGUCUCCUCACGGCGUGACGUCAAAUGCCGUGCACCCGGGAAAUAUGAUGUAUUCGUCCCUCCAUCAGAACUGGUGGGUGUAUACCCUGCUGUUCUCUUUGGCUCGUCCGUUUACCAAGUCAAUGCAACAAGGAGCCGCGACCAGUGUCUACUGCGCCACAGCCCCCGAACUGGAAGGCCUGGGAGGGAUGUACUUCAACAACUGCUGUCGCUGCCUGCCUUCGCAAGAGGCGCAGAACGAAAUGACGGCAACAGCCUUGUGGGAGCUGAGCGAGAAGCUGAUCCAAGAGCGAGUUGGCAGGCAGGGCAAGUAGCAGAAAGGUUCCUGGAAGGAUCAAGGCACAGAUGCAAUUGGCCAGACAGGAGAGCUGCUGGGGGAAAAGCGGGCAGCACGAAAAGGAAUCCUUUCCCAUUCCUAUUAUCUAGAAAGUUAUAGAUGCAGAUUACUUAGCGUUAAAUGAAAUAGCAGCAGCUGGGAUGUGGGACAAAGCUUUAAGGUGGCGGGGAAAACGGAGCAGAAGGCAGAAACAAUGUCGCUUAGUUAGAUUUUAGUCAUCCCAAUUCUUUCUUUUGGAUUGUAUGCUUUUCUUUACAUUAAAGCUAACAUUAUUUGAGUCUGAA